AUGAUCAUCCCCGAGAUCUGUUCUAGAGCCAACUCAACUCCCCUCCCUGCCGACAUUCUUCCCAUCAUCCUGGUCUUCUCCUCCAUAGGGGGCCUCAUCCUCCUCGCCUCCGUGAUCCUCGUGGUCCUACGCUUGCGCAACGAACUGCACCUGGACACCAGCACAUGCCAGGAGUCGUGGAUCAACGAACCAGGCAUCACCUACAACGAGUACGAAAGACGCUGCCGCCUCGUUUCCAAACGCCUGUCCGUCGAGGAAUCCCAGCGCAUCCGCAUAAUCCGCAAGUCGCAACAGCGCCGCCUAGACGCCUUGUCGCAGCCUCCCUCAAGCACUUAUCACGGCAACAGGAACGUCAAGACUGUAGAGAAGGGCCCCCAAGAGAACAUCACGAUAGCGGAUGAAAAGUACGUGAGCUGGGAGCUUGCGCAGGCGAAUGUGGAGCGGACGUGGCGACUUCAUCAUGACAGAGGCUCGCGGCUCCAUCAGAAGAGCACCAGUGCAACCAUUCCAGAACAAAUCAACGGCACCGGCAAUGACAGUGGCGAUGGCGAUAUAUCCCAGCGCCCACCGAGUGUGAGGCUCAAGACGCCACCGUUGCUCUCACACCCGCUGUUUAGAGAUGGCAACGAGCGGUUCCGGUCACGACACUUGAGCUUGCCGACAGAGCUGACGCGCGCAAAGACCAGUCCUAUGGUUCCUGGCAACAGUGGAAUGUGA
Messenger RNA from Cryphonectria parasitica EP155, 717 nucleotides. RefSeq lists its product as uncharacterized. The record is from RefSeq and is a predicted model, not a curated record. The coding region runs from base 1 to 717 and encodes 238 amino acids. NCBI's taxonomy places the organism in Eukaryota, Fungi, Ascomycota, Sordariomycetes, Diaporthales, Cryphonectriaceae. The transcript has a single exon.